Messenger RNA from Neomonachus schauinslandi (Hawaiian monk seal), 1765 nucleotides. It is a transcript of the gene ZCCHC12, whose product is annotated as zinc finger CCHC-type containing 12. Bases 32 to 1240 code for a protein of 402 amino acids. Gene Ontology annotation, cellular component: nucleus. The record is from RefSeq and is a predicted model, not a curated record. Gene Ontology annotation, molecular function: nucleic acid binding; zinc ion binding. Lineage: Eukaryota; Metazoa; Chordata; Mammalia; Carnivora; Phocidae. The transcript has a single exon.
CCGGAUCCCCGAUCGACGAUCGUCGUCAGUCAUGGCUAGCAUCAUUGCGCGCAUGGGUAAUAGCCGGCGGCAGAACGCGCCGUUGCCGCCCUGGGCCCAUUCUAUGCUGAGGUCCCUGGGGAGAAGUCUCGGUCCUUUAAUGGCCACCAUGGCCGAGAGAAACAUGAAGGUGUUCUCGGGGAGGGUGGUGCCAGCCCAGGGGGAAGAAACCUUUGAAAACUGGCUGAUCCAAGUCAAUGGGGCCCUACCCGAUUGGAAUAUGUCUGAGGAGGAAAAGCUCAAGCGCUUGCUGAAAACCCUGCGAGGCCCCGCCAGGGAGGUCAUGCUUUUGCUCCAGGCGGCCAACCCCAAUCUAAGCGUGGCAGAUUUCUUGCGCGCCAUGAAAUUGGUGUUUGGAGAAUCUGAGAGCAGUGUGUCCGCUCACGGUAAAUUUUUUAACACCCUGCAGGCACAGGGGGAGAAAGCCUCCCUUUAUGUGAUCCGUUUAGAGGUGCAGCUCCAGAACGCUAUUCAGGCAGGGAUCAUAGCUCAGAAAGAUGCCAACCAGACUCGCCUGCACCAGCUCCUUUUAGGGGCUGAGCUGAACGGGGACCUGCGCUUUAGGCUGAAGCAUCUUCUUAGGAUGUAUGCAAAUGAGCAGGAGCGGCUCCCCAAUUUCCUAGAGCUAAUCAAGAUGAUAAGGGAGGAAGAGGAUUGGGAUGACACUUUUAUUAAGCAGAAACGGCCCAAAAGAUCUGAGUCCGUGGUGGAGAGGGCCACCAGCUCGGUGGCCUUCCAGGGCUCCCCCCCGAUAGUGGUGGACAGUGCUGACUGCAACGUCAUAGAGAUAGACGAUGCCCUUGAUGACUCCGACGAGGAUGUGAUCCUGGUGGAGUCUCCGGACCCUCCACUGCACUUCUUGGCUUCUCCUCUCCCCAGACGCAGGCCCAGACCUCGGGACCGAGUGCUAGUCAUUGACUCCCCCAGCAGUUCCCGGGCUCAGUCUCCUUCCACCAGUGGGGGUUCAGGGUAUAAGAAUGAUGGUUCUGGGAAUCUGCGUAGAGCCAGAAAGCGAAAACACGCGAUCCGCUGUUCAUACUGCGGUGAGGAGGGCCACUCGAAGGAGACCUGUGACAAUGAGAGCAACAGGGCCCAGGUGUUUGAGAAUCUGAUCAUCACCCUGCAGGAGCUGACCCAUACGGAGGAGGAGGGGCCGAGAGAGGCCCCUGGCGAACAAAGUGACCCUUCUGAGCCGCAGUGAGGUGGUAGCCCCCAGCCUUAAGUGAACCCUUAGCCCAAACUCAGAGUCCAGCAAUGGGACGACUGGGGAGGGGCGCUUCUAAUUGCAUGAAUCCACCAAGCAGCUUUCUUUGCGGAGCGGAGUAGAAAGGGUCUUGGAUACCAGCUCAGUGGAGGGAGACAGCCUGACCUCUGCCCUUGCUUCCCCACUCCCUCUCUGCUGCCUAAGAGUCUGUUUUCUUUGUGUGCCCAUUUCUUUGAUGGCUUUAUUCUCUUUGUGAAAGUGGCAUAAUUCAUUGUUAAACCUCCAAACAAUAAAGAAAAGUACAAAAAAGUCAAGUACCAGUUACCCCAAACUCUCCGCCCUGAUCUAACCAUUGUCAACCCUUUGACGAAUGUCCUUCCGGAUAUUUCCCUGUACCUACGUACCCAGAUAGAUAUAUGUAUAGAUAAAAGUGAUCAAAUAUAAGUGCUGUUCUAUAGUCUGUAUUUUUUCACCAAACAAUGUAUGUCGUGGGCUUCUUUCUAUGUCAAUAAAUAUUUAUCA